Darwinula stevensoni is the source of this 8287-nucleotide messenger RNA. The record is from the annotation of a GenBank genome assembly. NCBI's taxonomy places the organism in Eukaryota, Metazoa, Arthropoda, Ostracoda, Podocopida, Darwinulidae.
AUGGUAUGGAUGAAGCGCCAUGGGUAUAGCAAGAGGCCCAGAUUAAGUAGUGGAGAGGAUGAAGACUCAAAUGAUGUAUUGGUGCGCCGAGUUGAUGCCAUUGGUGAAGAUGUCUGGGGUGAAGAGCUACCUGAAGAUGAGAUUGAACAAAGCUUGCUUCUUGCAAGUCAGGUUUAUACCCAGGUAACUGAUCAGCCCCAAGAGAAGAAUGAGCACCAUGCUGACCUUCAGAACUCCAAGAAAGAGACUUGGACUGGGAGAUUCUCCAAGACAAAAAGUGAAAAUGACAUCAAGGUGCCUGUCUUACCCCAAGACACCAUGCUGCACUUGGGUAAGACAGGUAGAUUGGUUCAUGCCUCUUCCAUGAAUCAGUUACUUGUGACCAAAUCAGUAAAGGUUCCUAUGGCAAGUGGAUCUUCCUCUCUUUCAAUUUCAAAGCCUACAGUAUUCAGCAAAAAGCCAUCAGCAUCAUCUCCAAGGAAACACUUGGAGUCCAAAGUACCUGGAAGGACUGGUCCACAGGUGUUCACAAAUUAUUCCCCAUUAACCAAGCCAAGCAGCUUUCCUCAUCAACCUCGAACAGGAGGUCCUGAAGAAAGCAUUAGGAAACAGGUAGAUUGUCUGAAAGAGGAAAACUAUGCUAGGCAAGGAGAGUUGACCUUUCUCAGAGGAGAAUUAAAGAAGGUGCAGAGAAAUCUUGAACAGGAACGUCUUGGGAAGAUACACCAGUUGGAAUCUCAGUCUCGACAAUUUGAAGAAGAGAAGAAGGCUUUGCAAAGGGAGCUGGAUCAAAUCAAAACAGAACUGGAACUGAAGAAUCAUGAGACAAAAGAGGCCAUUGAGAGAUGUAGGCGAUUGGAGCAUUCAGGAGGCGUACUUCUUGGGGCUCAGCCUAUUUCUUCUCCAAAGAUGACUAGACCAAGCAAGAAGAAGUCAGAUUUUCCUACAGUAAAAGGGGAAGAUGAUGGAAAAUCCACAUACAAUGAGAAUAAGUGUCUUGCAACCUUGCAUGGUCUGGAGUUCCUCCUCUCCAGUUUGAGUCCUGAUGUUCAAGACUCCCAAUCUGCCCACCUGGGAGAUGCCAUUUCUCCAAUCUUGGACACCAUGGUCAAGUUGUGGAAUGCACAGCUUAGCUCAGGGGUGAUCCAGAAGAUUUUGGCAAUCUUAAGGAUUUUGUCUGACAAGUACCAACAUCCCAUUCUGAAGAAUGGGAGCAUUCUCUCGUGUUUAUCGUCUUUGCUGAGCAAGCGAAUGGACUACCCACUUCUGAAGGAAUUGCUCUCCCUGUUUGGUGCAGCCUUAUCCAUGAGAGAAUCUCAUGUGAAGGCUGGCCAUGAUGCCUGUGACAUCCUGGUUCCUCGGUUCUGCCAGUACAUGAAAGGAAGCUACAGGAAGUUGACAGCAUUACAGAAAACUGAGGUAACCAAUGGUAUGAUGCAGCUUUGUGUGUUCCUGACAUCUAAAUCACCUCUGGAGCCUUGCAUAUGCUGGAGGAGGAUCUUUCAAUGUUUUGUGUGGCUGCUGUAUCAAGAAGCCCUCUCCUCAUCUUCCUCCUCAGUGGAUUCAGAAUCUGAACGAAGGCAAAGAGACAUGCUAUCAAGAAGUGUUGGAGUACUGCAUCACCUCUUGUACCUACCAGUUGAGAUCCAAUGGCAUACUGAGACUUUCCACACUCUGAUAUGGCAUCUCCUCCAAUAUCCCACCCUCACAUCUCAACGAAUGCAGGAGAGGAAAUUUAGCCGUGGUCUGAGCAAGCCUGGCAUGGCUGCUCAGCUACGAGAACAAGUGAGCCAAGUCCUUCGACAAUCAGAUUCACAGGUAAGGAUUCAACAUGUUGACCCUGUGGAUUAUGAAAAUUUCAUCUUGAAGCAUCGGACUCUGCUUCUGAAUGAUCCUGAGCGGGACCUACUAAUCUUCCCCACUGAUGAUAUAUCUUUUGAAGAGGUGCCAAGGAAGUGCAGGACAACCAUGCCCUCGGUGACUGAAGAAGUGAGAGAUGCUGCAUCAAGUCUCUUUGUCAAGGAGUGCCUGAAGUCAUAUACUGAACCAUGGAAGGUUAUUCAAUACAAAUUCUCUGCCUAUAGUGGCUCAUACCUCAAUCUCCCCAAGUUUCCAGAAGUAUCUGCCUGCUUGCGUGAUGAAGUAUAUGAAGUGGACGUGAAUGAUGAAGAAAUGGAUAAUUUAUCCAUCAGCUCUCAAGCUGUGACUAAAGAGGGUUACUUGCUGAAGGGACCAGAAUCAGGAAAUGACUGGCUUUUGGGGAACAUUGCUACAAAAUCCUUUAAGCGUCGCUAUGCAUGUCUCAGACAAGGUGUUGAUGGCACUUACCUCUUGGAAUUCAAGAAGGAUGAGAGGCUGAGAGAGUCAAAGGGAGCAAUUGUUCUUGACUUUUGUCAGGAGAUUGUUCGGAACACCAAGAGAGGAAGGUUUGCAUUUGAGCUCCGCAUGGCAGAGAGACAUAAGUCUUAUGUGCUAGCAGCAGAAUCAGAAAUGGAACUUCAAGACUGGGUUGAUAAGAUCAAUCGAGCCAUACAAGCCAAGAGGCUAGAAGAGAAUCGUGCUGCUUCCAUUGAGAGAGGUAUGACACCUCCUCCUGUAAGUGAUGGUGAAGGCGAGGGGUGGAGCAUGGGCACCCUGAGGGGCCUUGAACAUAGCUUGAAUCCUGUACUCACUAAAUAUGCACACGAGACAGAAUGUUCUAUUGCCACAGCCAGGAAGGAAUUGCGGCAAAAUCUGUUUGCUAUCUAUCCUGACAUGCCGAAAAUCCCUUGUGAUGAGCCUCCAGAUUUGGGAGACCUGGCAUCACCAUGGGAAGAACACUUUGGUGUGCGGUUCCUUGUUCAUUGCAAAAAGCUCCUAUUUAAGCUCAAUAGUGAGCUUGAACCUAUUGAGCCAUACUUCACAUCCCUUGCACUCUAUGAUGCACGAAAUGGAAUCAAGCUGUCUGAGGACUUCCACUUUUGCCUGAAUCCUCCUGAGGUGAUGGACAUGUUGGAUAUAGAGCAACCACCUGGUUCCCCCAUUUCAGAGCUUCUUCCUCAUCUCAAGGAUGCUCCUUCAGUUACAAAGGCCCUGUUCUCAGUGAGACAUCCACAUCCUGAUAUCUUUCUGGUUCUGAGGGUUGAGAAGGUCCUCCAAGGAAACAUUCUUAUGGCUUCUGAGCCCUAUGUCAAGUUUCCUGACCCUCGGAAUGCUGUUCGCAUACACAAGAUUGCCCGUGGAUACUGCCAAAGGUUGGGUCAGUAUCAUAUGCCAUUUGCAUGGGCAGCUGCUCAGAUCUUCCACCUCAAUGGAAAACUUGAUGAGGAUGCGAAGUUCUCUCCAUUGUACAGACAAGAUACCCUGAAAGUCUCAGAUGCAGAUCUUCUGAAGAACAUCAGUGAAAUGAGAAAAAUGUCAGACAAGCAAAAUAGAUGGACAGUGAUCCCAGGUGGAUUUCACAUCUCCAUAACCCCUGUUCAAGACCCUCCACCAAAUAGCUUGACAUCUUCUCUGCAGCCAUUGGACCCCUUUCCUCUACCCCUCUCCCAUGCCCUCACUCUGGAAGUGGAUAAUUUCCCUCCUACAAAGGCUGAACUCUCCUAUCCACAUCUCUCAUAUGUGAAUCACCUCCAUGUCUAUCCCCUGAGCCUGAAGUAUGAUUCACAAAAGACAUUCACUAGAGCCAGAAAUAUUGCUUGUGUCAUUGAACUCAGAGAUUCAGAUGAGGAAAAGGCUCAGCCCCUCCAGAGAAUUUAUGGUCAUUCUGGAGAGGACCUGUUGACAACUCAAUGCUGUACCCCAGUCCUGCACCAUGUUGAAAAUCCUGAGUUUUAUGAGGAAGUUAAGGUGUUGAUGCCUCCUGGCAUCCAUGGAAAGCAUCAUCUUCUUUUCACCUUCCACCAUGUUUCUUGUGAACCUCCUAAAGGGAAUAAGAAACCAUCAAGUGUUGAUUCAAUUGUGGGCUAUGCCUGGCUCCCGCUUCUUCACAAGGGAAGGCUUGUCUUUGGUGAAUGCAGUCUUCCUGUCUCAGCCAAUCUUCCACCUAAAUAUCUUGCAGUUGAGGCUUUGGGUCUUGGCAAGGGAGUAAGUCCAGAUGUAAAAUGGGUGGAUGGACAGAAGCAGCUUUUCUCUGUGAAGCUGGAUUACAUCAGCACUGUCAUGACUCCUGAUCCACAUCUCCAUAAUUUCUUCACUGUACUAGAACAGCUGAUCCAGUCAUCCUCUGAUACUAAUAUUCUGAGUCCUAAGACUGAUCUCAAAAGCCUUCUGAGUGCUGAAUCUGUGAAGGAUCUAUCCAAAUAUGUGAAGGCCCUGCAUGCAGCAGAUAUCUGCUGGGUAUUGCGGUAUCUCCAGCCUCUUCUUCAUCAGCUGUUGUGCCUCCUUGCUGGUGCAUUUCCAUAUACAAGUGAAGAGUUACAAGGUGAGGUGAUCAAGGUGCUCAUCCACAUCAUCCAUUCAGCAGAAAUGGCUGGACAUCAAGAGGUCAUCUUGUCAUAUGCAAAGUAUGUGUUUGACUGUGACUUGGAGGAGAGUAGCUCCCCAAGGUUACAAACAACCCUUCAUGAGGAGAUGGUCAAAGCCAUGACAUUGUUGUUACGCCCUGCCAAUACUGAUCUUCUUAUCAUCAACAAGUUCAUGAGACACUCUGGAUUCUUCCUUCGGCUCCUUGCCAAAGCCAUGGCCCGGUAUCUUCUUCUGUCUGGCCGAAUCAAGAGACACGAGAGAUUCGCAGCAGAUUUCCUUUAUCGACUGAGGAAUUUUGUUCAGGUUCUAACUCCUCACAUCCUUCAGAAGUUUAAGGAACUUCCCCUUGAGACAAGAGAAGUUAACUUCUGCUUAGCUCAGUUCCUCAAGAAAUGCCUGAGCCAAAUGGACAGAGAAUAUGUAUUUAAACUGAUCAGUUCCUACACAUCCAAAUUCAGCCCUGGGGACCCUCCCCUGCUUCAAGAGUACAAACUGGACUUCCUUCGGGAGGUUCUGUCUCAUGAACACUAUGUUCCUCUGAAUCUUCCUAUAGUCACUACUCGUCGAGGAGAAGAGGAGGAUUUAAGCCGAUUGUUCACGCUCUCUAUGGACUUCUGCUCCAAGCACUUCUUAUCUGGUCUCCUCCUACGGGAAGUGAGACUGGCCCUCAAUGAGCUUCCCAAUGUCCGACGUGUUGCCCUGAAUAUCCUCAGAAACUUGUUGGCUAAGCAUUCCUUUGAUGAUCGAUACUCCUCUGCAGUGAGGCAGAGUCGAAUUGCUCUUCUCUACUUGCCUCUCCUCCCCAUUAUAUUGGAGAAUGUGGACCGCUUUGAUGUUGAGCCAAAAAGAAGAAGAACUGAUGCUGGAAGGAAUAUCCUACGUAACCGAGGUUCUUAUCGCUCACUGCCAACUGGGGAAGUAAGCGAACCAGAGAAGAAAGAAAAAGAGAAGCAAUCGAAAGUCACAGAGGCAAAGGGGAAUGAGGAAGAGGAUGAGGAUGAUACUCCAACCCCAACUGGGACACCUUCUUCUUCUCGUAGCAGCAGUCGCAGACAUCGCAGGAUGGAAAGUGUGGCCAUGGGAACCAUCCGGCAGGAUAAGCUUUCACCAAAUGAAGUCAGAGACCUGCUCCUUUGUUUCCUUUGGGUUGUGAAGAGUGCAACAGCAGAGUCACUGAUUGCAUGGUGGAAGACAUGUUCUGCCGAAGACAUGACGGCAUUCUUCCGGGCACUUGAAUUAAGUCUUCACCAAUUCCGCUACCAAGGACGAAGCAAAGAAGAUCAACAGGUGUCCCGGUUCUCGGUAUAUGUUGAAAGGGGGAUGUCUGGAUCCCUGCAGAUCCAGGGAAGCAACGAGGGUCAUCUAGUGAGGUCUUCCACGAUGCCAGCGCGUUUUGAUUCAGAGAAGGCAUCUUCUCUCCCUCUUGGUUCGCCACUGCACUCUCAGCCUAAGCGACAAGAGAGCCUGGCCCCCUCUGAAUUGGAUUCCAUGUUUCAUUCCUUGAUGGAAGCAAAUCUGGCCACCGAAGUGGGGUUGAUUGUAUUGGAUGCUUUGGGUCUUUAUAAGCUUCAUUUUCCAAAUCGCUUGUCUAUGGACAACGGCCAGAAUUCAGCGAUGAAGAAGUUUCUCGAUAUUUCCCUGUACUUUCUCCAAGUCAGUCAAUCGGAGACUCUUCUCAAGCAUGUGUUCGCCAUGUGGAGGGCUUUCAUCAACAAGUUCUCACAGGUGCUGUUCACCGGCAGCGCUGAGUUCUGUGGGAAACUGUGCUACGAACUGCUAAUGUGUUGCAACAGUAAGCUUCCAUCAACACGCAGUGAAGCUUCGUCUCUUCUCUAUCUCCUAUUGAGGAGCAACUUUGAAUUUACGAAGAGGAAGGGAGUUACUCGUGUGCACCUCCAGAUUGUGAUUUCGGUGUCGAAGCUACUCGGUGAAGUGGUGUCUCUCAACAACAAUCUCUUCCAAGAAAGCCUGUCUCGAGUGAACAGUUACGCCGCCGCAGACAAGGCCAUGCAGAAGACUGCAAAGCAUCCCAUCAUUAGCGUUCCGAUCCACGUGUUUCGAAUGCCAGGAUUCAGGUCUGAGGUGCAAGACGUGACUCGGCGCGUCCGCACGGUGUUGAUGGCCACGUCUCAGCUCCGGGAGCACGAUUCGGAUCCGGAGACCCUGGCGGAGCUCCAGCACAGUCUGGCCAACAGCUACGCGUCCACUCCGGAGCUGAGGGUCACCUGGCUGGAGAGCCUGGCCAAACUGCACGGCAAGACGGGGAAUUUCUCCGAGGUUGCCAUGUGUCAGGUUCACAUAGCGGCCGUGAUGGCGGAGUUCCUCCGACUCCGAGGCGUCUUCCCCGAAGGAGCGAGAGCCUUCGAACGUCUGUCCCCGAAUGUACCUCUAGAGGAAUGCGGACUCAAAGACGACCAAGGCAUGCCCUCCGCCGCUUUCUUCUCGCGUCUUCAGGAAGUGCCAUACUCGGAGGACACAUUCAUCGCUCACCUGGAGCUGUGUGCCUCGUGCCUGGAGAAGUCGGAGCGAUGGGAAUGCCUGGGACCCCUCUAUCGCAUCAUCAUCCCCUUUUACGAAAAGCGGAGAGAUUUCACCAGCCUUUCCAAUUGCUAUGGCCAUCUGGAGCGGUCCUAUCGGAAAGUGCACGAAGUGAAUCGCCUGGGGAGGAGGUUCCUCGGAACCUAUUUUCGACUUGCCUUUUAUGGAGAGGUCUACUUUGAGGCAUUGAGUGGUCAAGAAUUCAUUUACAAAGAGCCGAACGUGACGACGUUGGCCGAGUUCUCCGAGCGGAUUGAGAACCAGUUCGGCCAGAAGUUUGGAGCCGAUUCCCUCCGGAUCAUCAAGGACUCCAAUCCUGUGAACGAAGAAGAGCUGGAGUCUAGGUAUGCAUAUAUUCAGAUCACGAGUGUUUUGCCGUAUUUCGAUCCUUCAGAAGACCGCAUCACUGAGUUCGAAAGGAACCAUAAUGUGAAGAGGUUUGUGUAUGAAACUCCUUUCUCGAAAGGAGAGGGUAAGGCUGCUCAAGUGAACUCAGUUGCUGACCAGUGGAAACGGAGAACCAUUGUGACAACAUCAGUAUGUCUACCAUACCUGGAGAAGAGAAUCCAGAUUGUGGCCAAGCAGGUGGAAGAAUUGUCUCCAAUUGAGGUUGCCAUAGAAGAAAUGGCUGGUCGUGUCAAAGGACUUCACAAAGUACUUGAAGGUUCCACCAUCGAUGUGAAAAAGCUUCAACUCAUUCUUCAAGGGAGCAUCAGUGUGCAGGUGAAUGCAGGUCCUAUUGCCUAUGCCAAGGCCUUUUUGAGUGAUGAGAAUGCAGUCCAAUACCCUGCAAACCAUGUGGCUCGCUUGAUGGACCUUUAUCGGGAGUUCAUCGAUGUGUGCGAGGAGGCACUGGAGACGAAUGGGCGCCUGAUUGGAAGCGAGCAGAAUGAAUACCAGGAGGCACUGAAGACGAGUUUCUACAAUUUCUUAGACUCUCUGCGGGUGAUCGUGCCAGAUUCAGCACUGUUUGGGGAUGAGGGGGCAGAUACGAAUCUCCUUGCCAAGCGCAGUUCUACUGCCCUGUUCAACAUGAUAAGUGGAACUGCAUCCACCAUCCACCCUUAGACACAUUGUGGCCUGCUGCCAUAUUGAACAUGAUCAACUGAACUGCAUCUGCCAUCUAUCUCUCUACAAACUGAGUCAUAUCAAAAAUCUUUCCUGCUGCCAAAGAAUUUCAUUUGGUUGUUCUCUGACUUUUAUGUGCAAGUGGUUUGAUAUUUACAUUUCUGCUGUUUUGCUUGUACAAAUGGGCUUUAUUUUCUAGUCCCUUGACUGCUCUUUGAUGAUAUUAUGAUAACCU